Molecule: messenger RNA, 3070 nt
Organism: Cydia fagiglandana
Lineage: Eukaryota; Metazoa; Arthropoda; Insecta; Lepidoptera; Tortricidae
Product: zinc finger protein 431-like
Exons: 6
Coding region: 202-2403 (733 amino acids)
Biological process (GO): regulation of transcription by RNA polymerase II
Cellular component (GO): nucleus
Molecular function (GO): RNA polymerase II cis-regulatory region sequence-specific DNA binding; DNA-binding transcription factor activity, RNA polymerase II-specific; zinc ion binding
Source: RefSeq, a predicted model, not a curated record
UAAUCAAUCAAUCAACCAAUCACAUUUUAUUUGCAUUGGUUGCUGAACUAUGAAAUAAUAUAUAUACUGGCCGAGUCUUAUUCUACCUUAAUAUUGGCAUAAUUAAUGCUUGAUGAAGCGGUAAUGUAAUAUUGAUUGAGUAGUGCUCAGCAAUUUCAAUAAUUCCAAGUGGACAUUUACCCGAUUGUGUCUAAUAAGACCAUGGAGGAGUAUUACUCUUGUAGCUGCUGCCUCGUGCGGCCUCCGGACAAAGGCCUCAAGACUCUAUACAAUCAUCUCGGCAAAGCAGAGAUAUAUGACAAUAUGCUGAGAGAAUGCUUCGGUUUAAAUCUAAGUUUAGGUAAUGAGGAGUGCGGGAUCUGCGAGGUGUGCGUGGCGCGGCUGCGGGACGCGAGCGACUUCAAGCUGCAAGUGCAGCGCGUGCAGGACGUGCUGCACAAGCGGCUCACGGGAGCGCUCCCUGCCAAGCAAGAAACGUCCGGUCCCGAGCGAACUUGGAACACAGUUCGAGAAAACACCAUCGAGUCCCGCGCCGGCGUGCUGGAGGAAAGCAGAACGGAGCUGGACCGACUGGCGAAAUUAGUUGAUGACGUCAUUACGGACUCGACGAGGAACGAGCAUUGGGCUAGACGCUCGAACAUCAAUGUUGUACCGGAAGUGAUGGCUGCGGGUGACAACUUCAAAAUCAAGUUAGAGAAACCUGCUGGAGAUGACGCCAUUUCACGCGGGAUCAAGCAGGAGAGGCCGGAGGUGGAGGUGGCUGACAGCAACAACGUCUCAGUUGCAUUACACGAAGGAUCGCCAGCGCCUUUUGCUCAACCCGUUCCUACCGCGUCUCACAGCGUCUCGGUCGCGCCAGCUCCCAACGUUACCAAGCUCAGCUCCCAUAAUGGAGAGAAACCUUACGCGUGUAAUAUAUGUGACAAAAGAUUCGGACAGAAAGGCCACUUAAAUGCUCAUUACGCAAACCAUAUAGGAAAAUUCAAAUUCUCUUGCGAAUUAUGCAAAAGAGGAUUCGUACACAAACAUCAAUAUAUUACUCAUAUGCGGUCACACACUGGAGAGAAACCUUACGCGUGUAAUAUCUGUGACAAAAGAUUCCGGCAGAAGAGCCACUUUAAUGAGCAUUACGCAAACCAUAUAGGAAAAUUCCAAUUCUCUUGCGAAUUAUGCAAAAGAGGAUUUGUAAAAAAAUUUGAUUAUGAUUCUCAUAUGCGGAUACACACGGGUGAAAAACCAUACGAAUGUGAUUUAUGCAACAAGAAAUACAGACAUAAAGGCCAAUUAAACCAACAUAAAAAUACUCAUGUAAAAUAUGAUCAGAAUCGCGUUGAGCCAGGAGAAAUAACUACAUGCAAAAAAGAAUCAUCAGAAGAAUCAGAAGAUCAAGGACCCACAAAAUAUUUUACGUGUGAUAUAUGCAAAAAGCAAUUUUCGGAUAAACACUAUUUAGACGCUCAUUCGAAACAUCAUUCUGGAGAUUAUCCGUUCACUUGCGACAUUUGUACACGGAAAUUUAAUACGCAGUUUGCUUUGAAUAAUCAUAAAGUUGAUCACUCGGGAGGGAGACCUUUUAAGUGUGAAAAAUGUAAUAAAGGGUACACAACGAAAGGUGCUUUAACUCUACAUUUGAAAGUUCACUCUGAGGAUUAUAAGCACGCAUGUCAUCUGUGUAAUAAACGAUUCAUAAUAAAGGAGACUUUAAAUGUACAUAUGCGCGUACACACGGGGGAAAAGCCUUAUACCUGUGUAACUUGCGAAACUAAGUUCCGCUAUCGAUGUAGCUUAAAGAAACAUUUAUUGGAGAAACACAACCAAGUUAUGGACAAACAGUUCAGUUGUGAUACUUGUGGAAAACGAUUUGCAUUACAGGGCACUUUAGUAAAACAUAUGAAUAAACACACUGAGAAGGAAACCACAGAUAAAAAGAAAGACCUAGCAUUUAUGUGUGAAAUAUGUAGUAAACGAUUUUCGACAAAAGGUAUUCUAAAAACCCAUAGAGAAACUCAUAAUGAAGAAAAACCUUUCGAGUGCGAAGUAUGUCAUAAAAAAUACCGAACGAAGACAAAUUUACUGGAUCACAUGCAAGUGCACGAAGAAAAAAAACACUCUUGUGAAGUAUGUGGAAAGCCAUUCAGACAUAAGUCUGCCUUGAAUGUUCAUAUCCGACGGAUGCACGAGGAAAACAGACCACAUGUUUGCGAUAUUUGCAAUAAAGCUUUUGUAGUUCUUGCUGAACUAAAAAUUCAUAAUCGUGUACACACUGGGCAGAAACCGUAUGCCUGCGAAAUAUGUUGUAAGAAAUUUCAGCGCCCUGGUAAAGUUAAAAAACAUCUUAUAAAUGUCCACCACGAGGAACCUACGAGAUUUAUUAAAUUAGUAGAAUUGAAUAAAUAUGACUAAAUUAAAAGUGAUUAGUUGUGUAGAAGACAUUAGAUGCAAGGUGACAUUGAGAAAAUCCACUCAUUUUUAGAGUUCCUUAGUCAACUUAUUACAUUAUAGUUUCGCCAUGUCAGUCCGCGAGUUUGCUCAGUGGUCGUUGCAACUAUUAAGCUGCAAUUUGGCAUUGAUAUACACUGGAGCUUGCAAAAUGUAAAAAAUAAUAGUUUUGGAGGUAGGGUUGACCAGUUGACUCUGGUUCCAAGACUAAUAUGAAUCUAGGAAAGAAUAUUCUAGGGUGACAGUCUCGACUCCCAAGACCUAUUAGAGAUACUAAAGACUAUCGAAGUUUUCAUUAAUACUACCAAAAUGGAGAUCGGAAUUGAUAAAACAUAAAUAAAUAAACGUUUAUUCAUGAAUCGUGCUUACAUAUAAUUACAUUAAUUCUUCUGCAAAACCACAAUGUGGUUUGCUGGCAGACAAGGUACCUAUAAAUGUGUGUAAGCUAGGUAGUUUAUAAAUAUCUAACUUAAACGUAUCUAUUUCGCCCUUUACCGCAUACGCAGCACUACAUGGCAGUUAUAAUUUUCACCUCUAUUGAAAACUAUUAAAGUUCAUUUUUGAAUAAAUUAUUUUUUAUGACAUUAAGUAAGGGGUUAACUUGAAUUUUAGGCUUAGGACUUGAAAUUGA